GCCCCCGCCCGCCACCGCCGCGCGGCCCAGCCGGCGCACCCGAGCCUCACUCCCCGCGAGGGCCGCGCGGAGGGGCGCGCAGGAGGAGGAGGAGCCGUGGACCGCGGAGGGGAGGAGGGGAGUAGGGGAGCCGCGCUGGGAAGCCGAGGGCUCCUCGCGCAAGUGCCCGCAGCGCCUGGAAGCGUCCAAAGGCCCCGAUGCUGGGAGAAUAUGUGGAGGCCUCUCGGGGAACCAGGACCACUUCCACGAUGACGCAAUAGUCAUGCCAAAUUAUACAUGUAUAUUUCACCUCCACCCGGCAGGCCAGAGCCAUCCUCUCGGCCUCUAAGUGCACAACGAAACUAGAAAUCAAGGAAGAGAGACCAAAAGGGUUAAAAAAAAAAAAUUUAAGGCGCGUGGGGUGGUGGGGGUCCUUGAGCUGGAAAGCAGAGACCCUGGCUUAUUGCGUGGUUCCCCCACCACCACCACCACCACCCCCACCGCACGCCUUCCGUAGCACGAGCUUGAAUCAUUUACUAUGAAACCGGUGACUAAGGGAGAUACAGCGUAUUGAACCACUGAAGCACGCCCCCCCACACACACCAGCAAGAAAAGGGAUACCCCGUCGGCUCUGGACCUGGCAAAUGUACCUGGGCUCCCCCUGGAGGCCACAUUCUCCGAGGUCCCCUUUCGGUCCCCAGUGUCCCUCAGGUAUUCCGUUGUAAUCCCGGAUAACUGAUACACUCUAGUGCUCUGAAACUUGGCCUGUGCUCGAGGCGGCAACCCCUGCCCCUCUGCCUGGCGACGCUUGAACACACCCGUCUGGCCAGGUCCUGUUCACUGGCCAAGAGUGUGGCAUUGAACAUGGGGCACUGGGGCGGGGGUGCACUCCACGCUGACACCGCACCCCACCCCUUAACUUGCUGACCAGGGAUAAUCGCUUCCUUUCAUCGAUUCACGGCGUUAGAAAAAUGCAGCGUUGAGAGGCAGCGCGGAGGUCAACUGGACCAUCACCCUUAGGUUGCAGGGAAGAAAACUGAGACCUAGAAAGGUGAAGCGGUUGUCCCAAAGGCUUCCAGCUGCUCCCAGUACUCAAGGACUCGGAGCACACUUGGGGAGAUUCUCACUGUUGUAUUCCCAUUCCUCACUUUUCAGGAGGCCUGAACUCUCAAACUCCGAAUCUGAUUUCCACUCUCCCAGGAAGGCUACGGAAAUAACGGAAAGUUCCUUGCAGAUUCUCACUGAGCCUCUCCCCAGGCCCCACCCUUUGGCCCUGUGUGUCUGCGACUAGGUGGAUUGUCAAUACAGGAGUCCAUACUGACUCUGAAUCCCUAAUUUUGGCCUGUAUUCUUCUUCCUCUCUGAACCAUCUUUUUAGAAGUCACUGUACCAAGAGUGCCAAAAAACCAUCCCAAGACUCACAUAGGGUUGUUCCUCAUAGUGGAUGUUUUGGCCACUGAACAUCAGAACCACAUUUUGAGUUUGAAGAAUCUUCUACAUGUGAUGACCUACUAAAUGAUUUCACAGUCCACCAGAGGGUCAUGGUCCACACCUGGAGACACUCCAAUGGAGGUCUCUGCUGACUGAGUGCACUGGCUUGUGGCUGGAGCUGAGAAAGUGAAAUUCCAGAGACACUCCUGAAAUUGUCCUAAGUUAAAGGAGCCGAACAGUGUGCCAGCUCCCUCUCUGUCAUCCCCUCUGAGAGUAGCCAUGGCCCUGAGUGAUGUCGAUGUGAAAAAGCAGAUUAAGCACAUGAUGGCUUUCAUUGAGCAGGAAGCCAAUGAGAAAGCAGAGGAAAUUGAUGCCAAGGCUGAGGAAGAGUUUAACAUUGAGAAAGGACGCCUUGUGCAAACCCAACGACUGAAGAUUAUGGAGUAUUAUGAGAAAAAGGAGAAGCAGAUAGAGCAGCAGAAGAAAAUCCAGAUGUCCACCAUGAGGAAUCAGGCAAGGCUGAAAGUCCUGAGAGCCCGAGAUGACCUCAUCUCGGAUUUGCUCAGUGAGGCGAAGCUGAGACUCAGCCGGAUUGUGGAGAACCCAGAGGUCUACCAGGGGCUUCUGGAUAAACUGGUGCUCCAGGGUCUGCUCCGACUGCUGGAACCUGUGAUGAUUGUGCGCUGCCGGCCACAGGACCUCCUCCUGGUGGAGGCUGCUGUGCAAAGAGCCAUCCCCAAAUACAUGACAAUUUCCCAAAAACAUGUGGAGGUCCAGAUUGAUCAAGAGGCAUACCUGGCUGUGAAUGCAGCUGGAGGUGUGGAGGUCUACAGUGGCAAUCAGAGAAUAAAGGUUUCAAAUACCUUGGAAAGCCGACUGGAUCUCUCAGCCAAGGAAAAGAUGCCAGAAAUACGAAUGGCCUUGUUUGGUGCUAACGCCAACAGAAAGUUCUUUAUAUAAGCCUCUGGGAAGUGAAGCUAGUGUUGAACCACCAAACCACAAAAGUUUAAGUUUUGGGGGGAAAGGAAACUAGUAGUGUUUCCUCCUCUUUGGUGCUCUGAUAUUGUUCUGUUUUUCUUCAUGAAAUACCCCUUGGAUGGCUAAAGUGUUAACUUUGAAAUAAAGCCCAAAUUAAUGCUCAGAA
This is a messenger RNA of Rhinopithecus roxellana (golden snub-nosed monkey), 2553 nucleotides long. RefSeq names its product ATPase H+ transporting V1 subunit E2 (gene ATP6V1E2). Gene Ontology annotation, cellular component: proton-transporting two-sector ATPase complex, catalytic domain. The record is from RefSeq and is a predicted model, not a curated record. Lineage: Eukaryota; Metazoa; Chordata; Mammalia; Primates; Cercopithecidae. Gene Ontology annotation, biological process: proton transmembrane transport. Gene Ontology annotation, molecular function: proton-transporting ATPase activity, rotational mechanism. The coding region runs from base 1689 to 2369 and encodes 226 amino acids. The transcript has 6 exons.